Talaromyces proteolyticus is the source of this 1500-nucleotide messenger RNA. Its product is annotated as amino acid/polyamine transporter I. The record is from RefSeq and is a predicted model, not a curated record. Gene Ontology annotation, biological process: transmembrane transport. Lineage: Eukaryota; Fungi; Ascomycota; Eurotiomycetes; Eurotiales; Trichocomaceae. Bases 1 to 1500 code for a protein of 499 amino acids. Gene Ontology annotation, cellular component: membrane. The transcript is spliced from 7 exons. Gene Ontology annotation, molecular function: transmembrane transporter activity.
AUGGCAGGUACUGUCCGUGAUAGAGACGACAUGUUGAGGAUUGGCCGGGAGCAGGAACUAAAUCGUAAUUUUCGGUUUCUAUCCGUGCUAGGAUUCACGGCAGUUUUAAUGUGUACUUGGGAGGCAGUUCUCAUCGGGAGUUCAUAUGGCUUGACUGAUGGUGGAGCUGGUGGAAUGAUUUACACCUAUAUCGGCGGAGUAUUAGGGUUUUCUGCGGUUGUGUUGUCGAUGGCGGAGAUGGCAUCCAUAGCACCCACCUCUGGUGGUCAAUAUCACUGGGUGUCUGAAUUUGCGCCACGGAAAUGUCAGAAAUUUCUCAGCUACAUCACUGGCUGGGUGUGCGUCCUUGGCUGGCAUACAGGAAUAGCUCUGUGCAGCUAUACUGUUGCUAAUAUGCUGACUGGUCUCUUGACAAUCAACUAUCCGGAGACAUACGAUCCCAAGCCAUGGCACGGAACGGUCUUAGUGAUUGCAGUUGCAUCUACAGCAUUUGUUUUUAACACAUUUUUAGCGCAGAAACUGCCCAUAAUCGAGGGCAUGAUUUUGAUUAUACACGUCUUUGGCUUUUUCGCCGUUCUCAUUCCUUUGUGGGUUCUGGCACCGAGAAAGACGCCGUCUCAGGUCUUUCUGUCGGUAGAGGACCGGGGAGGAUGGGGAGAUAAUGGCCUUUCUUGUCUUGUGGGAUUAGUUGCACCUGUAUAUGCGUUAAUUGGGCCCGAUUCUGCUGUUCAUAUGGCCGAGGAAAUCCGCGACGCAUCAUGGACCCUCCCUCUAGGAAUGGUCUGGACUCUCAUUAUCAAUGGCGUAACCGGGCUGGUGAUGAUCAUCACUUACGCGUUUUGCGUUGGUGACAUUGAUGAGGUGCUAGCCAGUUCCACGGGAUUCCCGUUUAUUCAGGUGUUUCUUAAUGCCACUGGCUCCGUGCAAGCAACCACCGGCUUGACGAUUUUGAUGAUGCUCCUACAAUUCUGUGCAACAAUAAGCAAUGUGGCUACUAGUUCUCGACAGCUCUUUGCAUUUGCGCGCGAUGAUGGAUUUCCUUAUUCAAAGUUUCUCUCGCAUGUAAAUCGACACUUCAUGGUUCCAUUAAAUGCGUUAUGCAUAGGACUUAUCAUCGUGUGUCUAUUGUCACUGGUGAAUAUCGGCUCAUCAGUGGCAUUCAACGCUAUCAUGUCUCUCGGGACCGCGUCCCUCCUCUCAUCAUAUAUAAUAUCGACAUUCUGCCUGAGACUAAAGCGAUGGCGCGGAGAACCUAUUCCUCCAGCCCGCUGGAGUCUUGGACCCAGAUGGGCACCCAUUAUUGAGACAGUCGCCCUUAUCUUUCUCUCUCUAGUGUGGGUAUUGUGCUUUUUCCCGGUCAGCAAGGAUGUCACGGCGGGUACGAUGAAUUGGAGUGUUGCUAUUUUUGGAGGUGUCAUUAUUGUUGCGCUUGUAUAUUAUUAUUUCUCUGCCAGGCAUGUCUAUCUGGGCCCUGUAUCGCGUAUCAGGACGAUGGUUUGA